This is a messenger RNA of Hibiscus syriacus, 459 nucleotides long. Its product is annotated as protein LOL1-like. The record is from RefSeq and is a predicted model, not a curated record. The coding region runs from base 34 to 459 and encodes 141 amino acids. The transcript has 4 exons. NCBI's taxonomy places the organism in Eukaryota, Viridiplantae, Streptophyta, Magnoliopsida, Malvales, Malvaceae.
GGAAAGGAGAAUUUACUUGUGUCUAAUUUUACAAUGCCAGUUCCUCUUGCUCCAUAUCCAAUUCCUCCAGGCUCAUAUACUACUCCUGGCAAUGGUGCUCAAAGCCAGCUUGUAUGUUCGGGAUGUCGAAAUCUAUUACUCUAUCCGGUUGGAGCAACCUCAGUAUUUUGUGCUAUUUGCAAUGCAGUAAACGCUGUGCCACCUCCUGGCAGAGAAAUGGCCCAGAUGGUUUGUGGAGGUUGCCAUACAUUACUAAUGUACAUUCGGGGAGCCACAAGUGUUCAAUGUUCAUGUUGCCACACUGUCAAUCUGGCCCUGGAAGCAAAUCAGGGGGCACAUGUAAAUUGUGGGAACUUCAGGAUGCUACUAAUGUACCAGUAUGGAGCGCGAUCCGUAAAAUGUGCAGCCUGCAGUUUCGUCACAUCGAUUGGGAUCAGUUCACACUAUUUUGAUUCAUAA